GGCGGGGCCAAAGUGUCUUCGUGAUAGGAAGUGACCUCUUUAUUGUUGACUCUUUGCAAGUCGUGUUUUGUCUUAUCAGAGUCAGUCCGAAUCUUUCUUCAGAUUCCCCAGUACGACGACGACGACUUUGUGAAAACGUAAGGAAGAGCCGAGCAAACCUCUGCCAGACGGGAUAUGUUUGCUACAGCGACCAGAAACUUCGUGGAGGAAGUGGACCCUGGAGGUGUGUUAAUCCCAAUGAGAAGCCUCAAUGACUCCAUCACUUUGCUGACUGUGGUCGCAAGGCAGAAACGUGUGUGGUUCUGGCAGAAGCCCAAACAUCUCCUAACUGACUUCACUCUCAAUAACAUCCUCACAGGAGACGCCAUCACCCCAGAUGUAACAGAGACAGACUUCAUCAAAUACGACGGGACGUACGGUGACAACAUUCAAGGGACGGUGGAUGCAAAUUUCAUCCAAUCCAAUAUGAACAUGGAGGGCAAAGAGUCUUCCAAACUGCAGUCGUCAUUUGGCAGUUUGAAGAAGGAUGAAGUGGAUGUCCAAAAGCUUCUCAAAGACUCUAAAAACAGGAUACUGGACAUGUCCCAUUGUCUGAUCCAGCAGACCAGGAAGAAGCGUCAGGUGUUUGGCAUCGUGAAGGAGCGCAUUGUGACCAGCCAGCCUUGUUAUGUCAUAGAAGAAGUGCAGCAGACAGGACAGUGUGCGGGGACAUUCAGCCUCUGCGGACCCAAGAGUCCAAAGGUUAUACUGAAAGACAAUGGCAGCCUGAACAAAGACAGUAACAUUUCCAUGGAGAUUCCCACUAACACCACCCUGGCCUAUUCCCUCAUUGAGCUCGAGGUCAAGCAUGACGGUCGCUAUGAUCUCUGUCUGAUGUCAAACAUCAAGGGGGGCUUUGAGGUGGACUGUCAUUCUGAAAAAGUACCGCUGAGUGUCACCGGCGCUUCUGUGCCAAACAACUCUGAAGUCAACCGUCUCAGGAAGGAAGUAGACCGGCUGUGUGGUCAUUUCCAGCUGCUCUCAUCUCUUCCUGCUUCCACCAAGUCGUCUCUGCUGCAGCACAUCACUGCAGUCCUGGAAGACAGAACAGCUCUCAGUGGUCUUCAGAGCGCGCUGGACCAGUUGCUCCUGGAUACGAGCCCCGACAUGGCGGAUGUUCCAGCUGCAUACAAAGACAACAUUCAGGCUGUACUGGACGUCCUGGAAGAGUCAGCUGAGACAGAGCUGUCCACAACAGUGCUCACAGCAUUUCACCUUGUUAUCAGUGCUUUGGACGAGCUAACAAGUGAUUGUCUCGCUGCACUGAGAGUCUGUUGCACUUCUCAUGUGUUAAAAAUCCUGGAACUUUUGGUGCAAAGCGUAUCAGCAAGCAGGGAGUCACCAGCGAGCAGCGUUGACCUGGCUGUGCUGGCAGACCAUGUCUUGUCCAGCAUAGAACAUCUGUUUGCUUCCUCUAAUAUGACUCUGAGGAGAGACGGUGACACAUUGAGGACAGAAAUAAAUCAGCAGGGUAACCGUCCUCUCAUCAUGUGUAUCGCUCUCAGAGGCCUUUACUCACUGGCCCACUGAGUUUGACCUACAAACUCCUCUUUAAGCUCUGAAAUACUAAAGACCAAUUCUUGUGGUAAUCAACUUUUGUUUAUGCUACUAAAGUACAAUGUCCUUCACUUUUUAACACAAUUAGUGUGUAAAUAUGUUUUAUCAAUGUCAUUGUUCAUUUUUAAAUGAUAAAAAUUUGUUCCUGCAUUAGUUGUCACACUCCCAAUCAACCCUUUAGUGGAUGAAUUGGAAUAUUUAUAUUCUAACCUCAAUUUAACAUGUUAUAUUGUUGCUUUCAUUGUAAUGUAUGCUCUCUCAUUCCCCACUGAUUGGCUGAGAGAAAUCACAUAGUUUGACUACCAAAUAAAUGACUUAUGUUGAAA
This is a messenger RNA of Nerophis ophidion (straightnose pipefish), 1922 nucleotides long. It is a transcript of the gene gsdmeb, whose product is annotated as gasdermin Eb. Lineage: Eukaryota; Metazoa; Chordata; Actinopteri; Syngnathiformes; Syngnathidae. Gene Ontology annotation, biological process: programmed cell death. The record is from RefSeq and is a predicted model, not a curated record. The coding region runs from base 175 to 1569 and encodes 464 amino acids. Gene Ontology annotation, cellular component: cytoplasm. The transcript is spliced from 10 exons.